Odontomachus brunneus is the source of this 2267-nucleotide messenger RNA. Its product is annotated as 4-hydroxybutyrate coenzyme A transferase-like. Bases 183 to 1721 code for a protein of 512 amino acids. Gene Ontology annotation, cellular component: mitochondrion. Gene Ontology annotation, molecular function: acetate CoA-transferase activity. The transcript is spliced from 5 exons. Lineage: Eukaryota; Metazoa; Arthropoda; Insecta; Hymenoptera; Formicidae. The record is from RefSeq and is a predicted model, not a curated record. Gene Ontology annotation, biological process: acetate metabolic process.
CACACUGAACGUUGACAGUGCGGCGCAGAGAGCGCGGGGGUUGCUCGGCGGCAUAAUCUACGAGUGUCGCAAACGUUUCCUGGCGCGAUCGCUGCCGAGUCAGUCGUGUCAGUGUGCGCGCCAGAUAGACGAACAGGGAAACGACGUGACGAUCGUGAACGUUGGCAGUCGGCAUUCGUAGCAUGGCGGCCCUCAAACGUAUCACCAGCCUGACCCGGGCGCUUGCGACGAUGACGUCCGCGUCGCGGCCGUGUAUCCAGCACGCCACGAGGAAGACCUACUUCACGUAUGUGAAUGAGCCGUCUAUGCCGAUCCCGGACAAGGGGCCCUGCUGGCUGAAAACCGCCGACGAAGCCAUCGAGCAGGCCGAACUUGACUCAGAUCAGGAGGUGUACAUUCAGGGCGCUGCGGCGACACCCGUUGAAUUGUUGAGAGCGAUGACCGACUAUGGGGUACGCUGCGAUGUGAGGAACGUCCGUUUAUAUCACAUGCAUCUCGAGGGGGCCGCUCCGUUCGCCAAGCCAGAAAACGCAAAACACUUCCGAUCCAUCAGCUUAUUCAUCGGUGGCAACGUGCGGCCCGCGGUGAAUGCUGGUACCGCCGACUGUAUUCCCAUUUUUCUGCACGAGAUCCCGCGUUUAUUUAACCAGGGCUACAUCAAACCCGACAUCUCCCUUAUCCACGUGUCGCCGCCGGACGACAAAGGUUACUGCUCGCUCGGCACCAGCGUGGACAGCGUUCGGUCCGCCGUGAGUCAUUCCAAACGUAUCGUAGCGUUAGUCAAUAAGCACAUGCCUAGGACCUUCGGCGACGCCAUCAUACACGUCAGCCACUUGGACUUCGCCGUGGAACAUCACCAACCGCUGCCGGUCCACCCCGUGAAAGCGCCCUCGAAGGCCGAGCAGAUGAUCGGCAAGCACAUCGCCGAGAAUCUCGUUGUGGACGGCGCCACGUUGCAGUUGGGUAUCGGCAGCAUACCCGACGCCGUGCUCUCGUUGUUGGGCAAUCACAAGGACCUCGGGAUCCACAGCGAGAUGUUCAGCGACGGUGUGGUGGAUCUCGUGAACAAAGGCUGCAUCACGAACAAUCAGAAGAAAAUGCACAAGGGCAGAAUCGUCGGCUCGUUUUGUGUAGGCUCGGAGAAGCUUUAUAAUUUCAUGCACAACAACCCCUUCAUAGGUGAGUAUUCGUCUCACGUCGCUGAUAUGCUUCUUCUGUCUUUCAACAUUACCGUUCUCGAAUAUCAAUGGCCGAUUCGUCCUUUUACAGAAAUGCUGGUAGUGGAUUACGUCAAUGACCCCAGAAUAGUUGCCAAACAACCUAAGAUGACUGCCAUCAAUUCGUGUAUCGAGGUGGACAUCACUGGUCAGAUAUGCUCGGACAGUAUCGGGACGAGGAUGUACUCCGGCUUCGGCGGUCAGCUGGACUUCAUCAUGGGCUCGGCAAUGAGUGAGGAUCAACUGGGAAAACCGAUCAUAGCGCUCCAAUCGGUUACUGCCAAGGGCCACAGCAAAAUACAGCCGGUUCUGACGCUGGGAGCUGGAGUAGUUACCAACAGAGCAGUGGCGCGGUAUGUCGUGACGGAGCAGGGUAUCGCCAGUUUGUUCGGCAAGAGUCUUCAGCAACGGGCGUAUGAGUUGAUCAAGGUGGCUCAUCCCGACCACAGAGAGGCCCUGGAAAAAUCGGCCUUCGAACGCCUUAAAGUGAUGCCCGCGCCGUAAGCCGAAAAAGCGCGUCUCACAGAAACAUGUUAUUCGAUAGCAUUUUAUGAUCGAUCGUGCGUUCGCGUGUUUUAUCCGCAUACAACGGGAAACGAAGUGUCUUCUCUUUGUACGAUAUUCGUGCUCUCUUGCCUGAAGACAAUUCGUCAGCCUGACUUUAAGGUCUACCUAGAAUGAGAGGGAGAGAGAGAGCGAGAUUGAGAGAAAGAGAGAGAGAGAGAGAAAGAAUAAUGCGUACUAAAUUAAAUUUUAACAUUAUUUACAUAAGAAUCAGUAAUGCGUGCGAUAUCACGCUUGUUACACGUUAGACAUUAAACCACGCGUGUUUUUUAUAAUAUAUAUCAUCAGGGAGACGUGUUCGCGCGUUGAGACACGGUUCAGACAAAUAAAAGUAUGGCGCGUAUGGCACCGCAUUCCGAAAUGUAAACAUUUUUUAUAUUAAAUCUGUCGAUGUUCCUUUGUAUAAUUUUCACAAUGUUAUCAUUACAUCGUAAUGAUGUAACCGAAGUACCAUUAUGCAAACGAGUAAUAUAGUGAGAACGCUGA